AUGGCUCACAGUGACUUCCUCUACCCAGAUAACCCAAGGAGAAGGCAAGAAGUCAACCGUCUUCACCAGCAGCUUCUUGACUGCUUAUCUGAUAGCUUCAACGCCACCAAUAAGCUCAUUGGGGUUUUAAACAUGCACUUGCGGUGCAGCCUGGCCUCCAUUGAGAUGAAAAGAGAUGGGACCAUCAAGGAAAACUGUGAUAUCAUCAUCCAAGCCAUGAUGGAAAUCCAAAAAGAAUUGCAAAAGGUUGAUGAAGCACUGAAAGAUAAACUAGAGCCAACCCUUUACAGAAAACUUCAGGAUAUUAAAGAAAGGGAAACAGAGAAAAUUGCAAUAGUACAAAAGGUCAUUUCAGUCAUCCUGGGAGAAGCUACUUCUGCAGCCAGUGCAGUGGCUGUCAAACUUGUGGGCUCAAAUGUCACAACUGGCAUAAUUAACAAGUUGGUCACCGUGUUAGCUCAAAUUGGUGCUUCUCUCCUUGGUAGUAUAGGGGUUGCUGUUCUUGGCCUUGGCAUAGAUAUGAUUUUCCGUGCUAUCCUGGGAGCAGUGGAGAAAACACAGCUUCAAGCAGCCAUUAAAAGUUAUGAGAAGCAUCUGGUGGAAUUCAAGUCAGCUUCAGAAAAAUAUCAUCAUGCCAUUACCGAAGUCACCAACAUAGUGAAACACCAAAUGAAAUAA
This is a messenger RNA of Panthera uncia (snow leopard), 678 nucleotides long. RefSeq names its product single-pass membrane protein with coiled-coil domains 3 (gene SMCO3). NCBI's taxonomy places the organism in Eukaryota, Metazoa, Chordata, Mammalia, Carnivora, Felidae. The coding region runs from base 1 to 678 and encodes 225 amino acids. The record is from RefSeq and is a predicted model, not a curated record. The transcript has a single exon.